UAUUUGUUUAUUGAUUGAUGUGUCAACAUUCGAUUUUUGAUCAUCAUAUUAAGAAUUUAUUUGUUUUUCUCUGGACAAAAAUGGCUAAUAUUAAAGAAGCAAAUGAUUGUUAUUCAAGAGCGGAAAAAGCUCUCAAAACUGGCCUGAUGAAAUGGACACCAGAUUAUGAAAUAGCAGCCAAUGAAUAUAGCAAUGCUGCAAAAAUAUUUCGUCAAGUUCGAAUACCAGAAAAAGCCAUUGAAGCGAAUUUAAAAGCGGCUAAUUGUUAUGAAAAAUCACGAUCAUAUUUUUCUGCUGCCAAAUGCUAUGAACAAGCUGGAGCCAUUUCAAAAGAGAUGAAAGAAUGGGAUAAGAUGAUUGGAUAUUAUGAAAAAUGUUGUAUGUAUUAUCGUGAACAUGGUGUACCAGAUACGGCUGCAUUGACUUUUAACAAAAUUGCUGGUGUUCUUGAAACGAUAAAACCAGAAAAAUCAGCUGAAUGGUAUGGACGUUGUUAUGAUAUUACAAUGAAUGAAGAUCGUUAUCUUCAGGCUGCCGAAUAUGCUAACAAAGCUGUACGAAUGUAUUUAAAAUUGAAAAAUUAUGAUGAAGCCAUUAGAUUAUCGGAUAAAGCAUUCGAAGCAUAUAUAACUGGCGGAGAAGAACGUUCAGCUGGACGUCAAACGGUUACUACGGUUAUUAUACAAUUAGCACGUGAUGAUAGUGUUGCAGCACAAAAAGCAUAUAUGGCAAAUAAGACAUACAUUCAUCAAGAUGAACGUUAUACAUUGGAUCAAUUAUUUCAAGGAUUUGAUCAAUUUGAUAAUACAACAAUCAAUCAGGCAUUAAAAUCACCAUUUUUAAGCAGUAUGGACAAUGAAAUUGUUAAGAUUGUACGAGAUUUACUUUUGAAAUAUCAACCAAAAACUGAUACAGGUGAUCAAUACAAUCCAUCGAAUGCUAAUAAUGAUGAUGAUUAUGAUGAUGAAGCUGGUGCCGUACUAUAAAAAUAAUAAUAAUAAUGAUGAUGAUGAUUGC
Dermatophagoides farinae (American house dust mite) is the source of this 1017-nucleotide messenger RNA. Its product is annotated as gamma-soluble NSF attachment protein. Lineage: Eukaryota; Metazoa; Arthropoda; Arachnida; Sarcoptiformes; Pyroglyphidae. The record is from RefSeq and is a predicted model, not a curated record. Gene Ontology annotation, cellular component: SNARE complex; vacuolar membrane. Gene Ontology annotation, molecular function: syntaxin binding; soluble NSF attachment protein activity. Gene Ontology annotation, biological process: intracellular protein transport.